AUGGAAGACGAAAUGAACACUACAGUAGUCAGCAACGACGCCCCCGCUCCUCAGCCCCAAUCAACAGUGCCAGGCGACAUCCCUGCCCCCAGCGCUGCCAUGGACGCCAUUUCCAAUGCCCAGCUGAGGCUGCCGCCGUUUUGGCCGAAGAAUCCUGCCGUGUGGUUCACGCAAGUAGAAGCCCUCUUUGAUCUGCGGCGCAUCACAUCGCAACGUGUGAUGUACCUGCAUGUCGUCUCAGCACUUUCCUCCGAGGUAGCUGAUGAGUUCGACGACGUCAUGAGAGCCCCACAUCCAGCCACGCCCUACGACCAUUUCAAGGCCAUAGUGCUCACACGCAAAACCGUGUCCGAGAGGAGCCGUUUGCAGCAACUCCUCAGCGCGGAAGAACUCGGCGAUCGCCGACCAUCGCAGCUAUUACAUCGGAUGCGACAGCUACUCGGCGACCGUACCCAAGACUCCGAGAGUCCACUAUUGCGCGAGCUGUUUCUGCAACGCUUGCCUCCGACACUUGUCGUGGUUUUGGCAGCUGCGGAUGAUAUGCCUCUUGACAAACUGGCAGAGCUCGCGGACCGUGUGAACGACUACUCCGGCGCAAGAUCCGCGGUGUCCUCGACCACUGUCACGUCAGACCUCGAGGCCCGGCAAUCGGAGAAAAUUGACAGCCUGAUGGACACCAUGGCAGCAAUGCAGAUGGACACGCCUCGUCACUCUCCACUGGCGAAAGGUGGCUCACGUUCGCGUUCCCGUUCCCGCCCAAGACACACUUGUGACGUCUUCUGCUGGUACCACACCAGGUUCGGCGCCAGCGCUGCAAAAUGUCGACAGCCUUGUCGCUGGCAGGGAAACAUGGAAACGAGUCACUAA
Messenger RNA from Dermacentor albipictus, 867 nucleotides. The record is from RefSeq and is a predicted model, not a curated record. NCBI's taxonomy places the organism in Eukaryota, Metazoa, Arthropoda, Arachnida, Ixodida, Ixodidae.